Thamnophis elegans (Western terrestrial garter snake) is the source of this 4659-nucleotide messenger RNA. It is a transcript of the gene CNTN1, whose product is annotated as contactin 1. Gene Ontology annotation, cellular component: axon; plasma membrane. The record is from RefSeq and is a predicted model, not a curated record. The transcript has 26 exons. Lineage: Eukaryota; Metazoa; Chordata; Lepidosauria; Squamata; Natricidae. The coding region runs from base 561 to 3656 and encodes 1031 amino acids. Gene Ontology annotation, biological process: axon guidance; homophilic cell-cell adhesion; dendrite self-avoidance. Gene Ontology annotation, molecular function: cell-cell adhesion mediator activity.
UCAGUCCCACCAGUUCCCACUCCCGUCCGUGGCAUUUUCGCAACGGGCUGGCAGGUUGCGGCGGUUUCGUAGCCCGCAAAGCCCCACUUUGACCCAACGUUGCCGCUCUGAUUGUCGGGUCCAAGAGUGACAUCACCCUCGUCCAAUUGGUCCUGACUUUGCCUCCGUUCCCAACCUCGGUUCCCAGUCGGUUGCCCCGAUCGGCUUGGUCCGCCCACAGACCCUCCGGCAAGGGCGGGCGACUGUCAAGGCAGUAGGGGGGAGGACGCGCUGGGGUGGAGAAGGCGGGCUGUACGGGCGUGCGGGCAGGACGCACCCAGGUGCUUGCGGCUGAGGCGGGAAGUCUUCAGCUGACAGCCCAGUUGUGCGCAUCCAUCCCUCGGCCAGUAGCUGCCACCUCACAGAAAAGAAUAUGUGAAGUUUUGGGGUCCAUUAUCUGCUUUUCAGAGAAUUUAUUUAAGAUAUUUAUUAUCACCAAAAACCGAAAGAAAAUUCUUCAGCUAAGCUGGAUUCUAUUAUUUGAAGUUCAGACAUUCUUGUAAAUCAACAUUCCUGUGAACAUGAAGUUGAAUGCUUCAACCAAUUAUUUUGUUGCCUUUUUUCCAUUUUUUUAUCUGGCAGGCCUGCAAUACUCAACUGCUAUUGGAAGUAAUGUUCGUGACAUGAUACACGGAAUCACAGUUCACAUACGAGAUGAACUAAAAGGUUAUGGACCAAUUUUUGAAGAGCAACCCAUUGAUACCGUGUACCCAGAAGAGUCUCCAGAUGCAAAAGUGUCAAUGAACUGCAGAGCCAGAGGAAUCCCUACACCUACUUACAAGUGGCAACGUAACAACUGGGAUGUUGAUAUUAAACUGACAAAAGAACAUUACAGUAUGGUAGGAGGUAACCUGGAAAUCAAUAAUCCUGAGAAGUCAAGAGAUGAAGGAACAUAUGUUUGCAUAGCAUACAAUAUACAUGGAACUAUAAGGAGCCGGGAAGCAACUUUAAACUUUGGUUAUUUAUAUCCUUUUCCUCCGGAAGAGAGACAUGCAGUAAAAGUACGAGAAGGUGUAGGUGCUGUUCUUCUCUGUGAUCCUCCACCUCAUUAUCCAGAUGAUCUAAGUUAUCGCUGGUUUCUGAAUGAUUUCCCAGAAUUCAUUACCUUGGAUAAACGGCGAUAUGUGUCACAAACAAAUGGUAAUCUUUACAUUGCCAAAGUUGAACCUACUGAUAAAGGCAACUAUUCAUGCUGUGUGACCAGUAAUUCAAUUACUAAGAGUGUAUUCAGCAGUUUCAUUUCACUCAUCCCUCAAGCAGAUCGAUCAAAAGGCUACGUACCAGAUAUCAGAGUGAAGUUCAAAGAUACAUUUGCACUUUUAGGACAAAAUAUGACACUUGAAUGCUUUGCGCUUGGAAACCCUGUUCCUGAGCUUAGAUGGAGUAAAUAUCUUGAACCAAUGCCAAGCAGUGCCGAUAUAAGCAUGUCUGGUGCAGUUCUAAAGAUCUUCAAUAUUCAGUUUGAAGAUGAAGGAAUAUAUGAAUGUGAAGCUGAAAAUUACAGAGGAAAGGAUAAACAUUCAGCAAAAGUGUAUGUUCAAGCAUCUCCAGAAUGGGUGGAACAUAUUAAUGAUACUGAAAGAGAUAUUGGCAGUGAAUUCCAUUGGCCAUGUAUAGCUGCAGGCAAGCCUAUUCCGACAAUCCGGUGGCUGAGAAAUGGAUUACCGUAUUGGAAAGGAGAAUUGAGAUUUUCUAGCCUGAACCUUGAAGAUUCAGGCAUGUAUCAAUGUGUAGCAGAAAAUAUACAUGGAAUGAUUUAUUCAAAUGCUGAAUUAAAAGUUAUUGUGUUGCCUCCAACCUUUGAAUUCUACCCAAUGAAGAAAGAGGUUUUGGCUGCAAAAGGAGGGCAGGCUAUAAUUGAGUGCAAGCCUAGAGCAGCUCCUAAACCAAAAAUUACCUGGAGUAGAGGGACAGAAAUUCUUAAAAACUCAACUAGGAUACAUAUAUGGUAUGAUGGCAGCCUAGAAAUUAUUAAUGUUACAGCAGUAGAUGCAGGCAAUUACACCUGUUUUGUGGAAAACAAUAAAGGAAAAGCUAAUAGUUCUUCUGAUCUUAUAGUCACAGCUGCAACAAGGAUAACAUUAGCACCAACUAAUGUUGAUGUCAUUGUUGGAUUGAAUGCUACCAUGCAAUGUCUUGCAUCCCAUGAUCCUUUUUUAGACCUGACUUUUAUCUGGCUCUUAAAUGGAUAUCCAGUAAAUGUUGAUAAAGAGAGUGAUUAUUAUGAAAGAUCUAUCAUGAUUAAAGACAAUGGUGAACUUAUUGUCAAGAAUGCCCAGUUGCGCCAUGCUGGAAGAUACACAUGUGUUGCUCAGACAAUUGUUGAUAAUGCCACAGCUUCAGCUGAUCUUGUUGUGAGAGGUCCCCCAGGACCCCCUGGUGGACUUAAAGUAGAAGACAUUAAAAAUACAUCUGUAAUUCUGACAUGGAAUCGUGGGAUAGAAAAUCAUAGUCCUAUAUCAAAUUACACUAUUCAGUCAAGGACCUUUCUGUCUGAGUAUUGGAAAGACAUGAAAACAGAUCCUUCCAUUGUUGAUGGAAAUGCGGAAUCAGCAAAAGUUAUUGAUUUAAUUCCAUGGAUGGAAUAUGAAUUUCGUAUAAUGGCCACUAAUAUUUUAGGGACAGGAGAUCCUAGUAUACCAUCACAGAAAAUUAGAACAGAAGGAUCUCCUCCAAAUGUGGCCCCUUCUGAGGUUGGAGGAGGAGGUGGAAGCAAUAGAGAACUGACAAUAACAUGGGUGCCUUUGCCAAAACAAUAUCAUUUUGGUAAUAAUUUUGGAUAUGUUGUCGCUUUCAAGUCCUUUGAUCAAAAUGAUUGGAAAAGUGUUAUAGUUCCUCAACCUGAAAUUGGUCGGUAUGUCCAUAAGGAUGAAUCAAUGCUUCCUUCAUCAAAGUAUCAAGUAAAGGUGAAAGCAUUUAAUAACAAAGGGGAAGGACCUUUUAGUCUUACUGCUAUUAUCUAUUCGGCAGAAGAUGCUCCUACUGAAAGACCUAGAAAUGUGAAAAUAAAAGUUCUGUCAUCCACGGAAGUAUCUGUUUCCUGGGAGCACAUUUUCAAUCCAGCUGUUACUGGGUAUGAGAUCAGUUACUGGUCCAGCAGUGAAAAAGAAAUAGCUGCAAGUAGAGUGCAAGUGAGCAGUCAGAAUUUUUCAGUUAUGUUAGAAAACCUGAAACCUUAUACAAAAUAUUAUGCAAAAGUGGCAGCUUUCAAUGCAGCUGGCAUUGGACCGUAUACUUAUCCUUUGGACUUUGUUACAGAAAAAGCACCUCCAAGGCAGCAACCAAGAAUUAUUAAUGCUGUAAGGUCCGGUUCAAAGUACAUCAUCACAUGGGAGCAUGUUAAGUCACAGUCCAAUGAAUCUACUGUGAAAGGAUAUAAAGUGCUCUAUAGACCAGAUGGUCAAUUUAAUGGUACACUCUUUAAGACCGGUAAUCACUAUAUAGAAGUUCCUGCACCAGUUAAAGGUCAGUACAUUGUUGAAGUUCGGGUCCACAGUGAAGGAGGAGAUGGAGAAAUAGCUCACGUAAAAAUUCCAGGAGCUGCUGCUGGAAUAUUACCUAGCUGUCUUGGUUUAUUGUUGCCUGCCCUUGGUAUCCUUAUCUUUUCGAAAUUCUGAAUGUACCUGAACAUGUCUUCAGUUUAGUGCAAAGGACUGAACCUAAAAGAAAUUCUUCUUUUUUUCAAUUUCUUGAGGCAUUGUCCUAAGCCAAUUAUAAUUCCAAGUAAAUUAUCUUCCUGAUUUAACUAUGGAAUUCAAGGACUGAGACACCCAGAAACUCCUUCAUCAAGCAACUCAAGUUUUAAAAGUUUGAGGAAUACUUUUUAACAUGUUCAAUUAUGCCUUAUGAAACACUUCUGCUGAUCUGCAACAGUUGCAUGAUUCAGUCCAAUGGGGCAAGUUACAGUGUAGUGUUAAAUCUAAUAAUGUAAGCUGUAUAGUAAAAAUAAAAUCACCACACAUAGGUGCUUUAACUUUCAUAAUAAAUUGUGAAAACAUAAUAGAGAUUGAAAAAUUGAUUGUAUGUGGUAUAUGUAGAAGCAACUAUGUCUGUAUGUACUAUCCUAUCUGUUUUGUGUACUGCAUUUGUUUCUAAUGGCCCCUGUCAUUUCUGACUUUUCAGGUUUUUAAAGAUACAGUCAAAGCAAAAGCAUUGUACUCAUUUUACAGCUUUUGUACUUGAAGUGAAUAAAUGGAUUGAAAACACUAGAAUGUGUAGAAAGGAGUAAAAGACUUUAUUUCUGGAUCCAUUAAUAAGUAUUAACGGCAAAGGAUUCCAGUACCUUAAUUAUAUAAUGGGACUUCAACUCAACAUAUUAUUUUAAAUAAUGCAAAUCAAGUGGGAUUUAUUUCAGUCAUAGAGAAGUUUAUUUUGCUGUAAAUGAUCUUAGUAGUGUGGGAAGCCCUCGCCCCCGAAGAAUGAAAUAUUUUGAGGAAUAUUUUAAAAGGCAGAAUAAAAUAUUUCCCCUAAAAGAGAAAUAAAAAAUCUCAAGGGAGGCAGAAACUCAGAGCCCCAGCUCCCAGCCCCCAAGCAAAUACUGAGGAGGCAGCUUUUAGAAAUGCAAAUUUGGUAAUCCAUUAAAGAUAGGAUAUUUUGAAAUUCCCUGCAGCAAAGUCUGAG